UAAUUUUAGUUUCGACUCUACUUGAAGGGUCGUGCUUUAACGAUAAAAGCUCAGUGUACGGCGGAACUUGAGACCGACAAGUUAAAGUUUUAAAAUUCUUAAAAACAUUUUUAUUAGAUUCUUAAAAAAUUGCCCAACAUGAAAUUCUUUGCAACAAUUUUGGUAAUUUUCGCUUUGAUUAGCUGCUCGUUGGCGCUUAAGGAUCCCAUUUGUGGUGAGGAGCACUCAGCCGAUGGUAAUGGUUUAAUUAAAUGUGCUGCUUAUGUGCCCUCCUGGACAUUCGAUAGUGCCAAAAAUGAAUGCUUGAGCUUCAUCUAUGGCGGUUGUGGCGGCAAUAAGAAUCGUUUUGGCUCACAGGAUGCUUGUGAGAAGAAAUGCAAGGAAUAAGUGAUGUGUUUUAUGAAACAAAAGAAAAAAAAACAAAAA
Messenger RNA from Ceratitis capitata (Mediterranean fruit fly), 426 nucleotides. RefSeq names its product male accessory gland serine protease inhibitor-like. The coding region runs from base 139 to 387 and encodes 82 amino acids. Gene Ontology annotation, molecular function: serine-type endopeptidase inhibitor activity. The transcript has 2 exons. The record is from RefSeq and is a predicted model, not a curated record. NCBI's taxonomy places the organism in Eukaryota, Metazoa, Arthropoda, Insecta, Diptera, Tephritidae.